GCCAUUGCAAAGGACACAUUUAAAUGAGCAAGCUGUAAUAAUUUCAUGAAGUAGCUAGUUGAUGGUUGGCCAAUGCCCACGAAUUAAUUCGCUCCAACUUAGAGUUAGGUGGGAAACGCUUCCCUCAUUCCCCCCUACUCCCACAUGCAGAUUCAUUCAAAAUCAAGAAACCCUUAACAGAAAACCGAAACCCAGAAUCAGAUUGCAAAAGAUUUUGAAUUUUAGCGCUCCGGAGAUGAAACCCGUCGGAAUAUUCGCCGGCAUAUGCCUCUUGUUGGCCGUGUACUGUGCCGUGGACCCGUUGAAUCACUCUGCGGUGUCCGGGUUCCCGAACUUCGAGACGUUUAAAGUGGAAAUGCCUGCAUGGUCCGAGAUCCCAGUUGAGAGAGACCGUGAGAACUUGCUCCAGAAGUCGGAAAUCAAGUUCUUGAACCAAGUUCAAGGGCCCGAGAGCGUGGCCUUCGAUCCAGCGGGACGCGGCCCGUACACCGGCGUUGCUGGCGGGACGGUUGUCUUCUGGGAUGGAGAGAAUUGGACUGAUUUCGCUUACACUUCGGCUAAUAGGUCAGGCUUAUGUGAUCCAAAACCAUCGCCUGUAAGCUACUUGAAGAAUGAGCACAUCUGUGGCAGGCCACUGGGGCUAAGAUUUGACAAAAGAACUGGUGAUUUGUACAUCGCUGACGCAUAUUUCGGGUUGAUGAAAGUUGGCCCUGAAGGUGGUUUGGCGACAUCACUCACGACUCAGGCGGAAGGAAUUCCUCUGGGAUUUACGAAUGACUUGGAUAUUGAUGAUGAAGGAAAUGUUUAUUUCACCGAUAGCAGCAGCAACUAUCGAAGAAGGAAUUUUAUGCAGUUACUUUUCUCUGGAGAAGAUAGUGGAAGGUUGCUGAAAUACGAUCCAUACACUAAAGAAACCACUGUUCUUGUUCGGAAUCUUCAAUUUCCAAAUGGUGUUUCCCUGAGUAAGGAUGGCUCAUUCUUUGUGUUCUGCGAGGGUUCAAUAGGCAGAUUACGGAAGUACUGGUUGAAAGGUGAAAAAGCAGGGACAUCCGAGGUUAUGGCCGUGCUGCCAGGAUAUCCUGACAACGUCCGCACAAACGAAAAGGGUGAAUUUUGGGUAGCAAUCCAUUGUCGACGAUCCAUAUACUCUCACCUCUCAGGUCUAUAUCCACGAGUCCGAAAAUUACUGCUCAAGCUUCCCAUUCCUGCAAAGUUCCAUUUUCUGAUGCAAAUCGGAGGGCGUCCCCAUGGAAUCAUCGUGAAAUAUAGUCCAGAAGGUAAGCUUGUGACGGUGUUGGAGGAUAGACAAGGAAAAGUAGUUAAAGCAGUGAGCGAAGUAGAGGAGAAAGACGGGGAACUUUGGAUGGGGAGCGUCCUGAUGCCCUUUCUUGCAGUUUACAAACUGGACUGAGAACCUGAGAUCAAAGGCUGCAAAUGGGAUGUGCUGUUGGUGUAGCUUCUUGUUCUACACUUUGUUUGGACUUUUGCUUUAGAGGUUAGGUUCUGUACCUUAUGUAUAUGGUAUUGCAUUGUUCUGACUUCUGGUGAUUGAGGUAGCUGCUUCAAGUUAGGUGCUACCUAAGUUAGCAACAAAAGUGCGGAACGAUUGCGAGAAUUCGUGUAACGCUCUAUCAAGUGCACUAGCUAUGCUAUCAUGUAAUAUAAAAAAAUUAUUGACACGGCUACUUAAUAA
Messenger RNA from Sesamum indicum (sesame), 1693 nucleotides. RefSeq names its product protein STRICTOSIDINE SYNTHASE-LIKE 3. Gene Ontology annotation, molecular function: hydrolase activity. Lineage: Eukaryota; Viridiplantae; Streptophyta; Magnoliopsida; Lamiales; Pedaliaceae. The record is from RefSeq and is a predicted model, not a curated record. Gene Ontology annotation, cellular component: endomembrane system.